Molecule: messenger RNA, 867 nt
Organism: Pterocles gutturalis (yellow-throated sandgrouse)
Lineage: Eukaryota; Metazoa; Chordata; Aves; Pterocliformes; Pteroclidae
Product: disabled homolog 2-like
Exons: 5
Biological process (GO): negative regulation of canonical Wnt signaling pathway; positive regulation of endocytosis; receptor-mediated endocytosis
Cellular component (GO): plasma membrane
Source: RefSeq, a predicted model, not a curated record
GCUGAGCCUCUAGUUGUUGAUCUUAAGGACCUCUUCCAAUUAAUAUAUAAUAUGAAGAAGAAGGAAGAAGAUAAGAAAAAGAGUGAAGAAGCAAGUAAGACUGAGAACGGUAGCGAAGCACCACCUGCUGAUCAUGCUGACAAAAUGAAACUGGGAGUUGACCAGAUGGACUUGUUUGGGGAUAUGUCAACACCUCCUGAUAUGAAUAGUCCCACAGAAGCUAAAGAGAUUCUCUUAGUGGAUCUAAAUUCUGAAAUUGAGACCAAACAGACUUUUACAAAAGAGGAUCUCUUCUUGAAUGGCACCACAACCUCUCUUCCACAACCAAAACCACAGCCACCCUUCUUGCCUGAGAGUUCUUUUUCUACCAAUCUCAGCUUCUUUCCCACACCUAAUCCAGAUCCUUUCAGUGAUGAUCCUUUCACACAGCCAGCCCAAUCUGCACCAUCUUCAUUUGAUUCUCUAAAAUCUGCUGAUCAGAAGAAGGCAAGUCUGAGUACCUUUACACCAGUGGGUAAUGGUGUUUCAAAUGGUGAUGUUGACUACUUUGGUAAACAGUUUGACCAGAUUUCUAACAGAACUGGCAAACAAGAAGCAUUAACAAGCCAGUGGCCACUUGAGAGUAAGUUGCCUGCAGCAAGAACGCCAAAUGGGGUACCAGAGAGAGAACAGAAUGGCUUUCCUAAAGCCCCAUCAAACCAGUUUGUGGAACGUCCUUCCAAAGGAGUAUCUCUGCAGAAUGGAGUAAAGCUAGAUUCUGAAAGCAAUAUCCAGCUUAUGUCACAUGAGUCUAUAACAAUUAGCCCACCACCUCAAAGUACCAAGCCAGGAAGAGGAAGGAGGACUGUCAAGGUGAACAAUGUUCAA